Talaromyces rugulosus is the source of this 978-nucleotide messenger RNA. RefSeq lists its product as uncharacterized. The record is from RefSeq and is a predicted model, not a curated record. The transcript has 2 exons. The coding region runs from base 1 to 978 and encodes 325 amino acids. Lineage: Eukaryota; Fungi; Ascomycota; Eurotiomycetes; Eurotiales; Trichocomaceae.
AUGUUUGGUCGCUUCAAUCAAGUAGCUCGACAUCUCACCCGCCCUCUACCUAACCUCGCUCAAACCCCGGCAGGGCUCGCUGCCAGCAUGACAUCAUCUGCCAAGUUCUUCGAGAACAAAACCAAAACAAUACACACGGCAGCAUGUCUGAUCAUCGGCGAUGAGGUUCUGGGCGGAAAGACAAUAGACACAAACUCGGCAUACUUUGCGCGAUGGUGUUUCUCACUCGGCAUCCAGCUCAAACGCGUUGAAGUCAUCGCCGACGACGAGGACGAGAUUAUUGAGGGUGUGCGCCGCAUGAGCGCCAACUACGACUUUGUCGUGACCAGCGGCGGCAUCGGCCCAACGCACGACGAUAUCACAUACCACUCCAUCGCCAGGGCCUUUGGCCUGCCGCUGAAACUGUAUCAGCCGGCCUUUGAGCGCAUGAAGAAACUGACCAAGCCGCACCCGACCCAGCCGGAUUUCAAUUGGGAUGAACCGUCGUCAGCGCUGACGGCAAGGCUGCGCAUGAUCGAGUUGCCGUAUGACGAGAACAUUGACGAGGACAAGCAGAGUGUGUUUGUGGCGGAUGAUUCCUGGGUGCCGAUUACCACGGUGAAUGGCAAUGUGCAUGUUCUACCGGGUGUUCCCCGGCUGUUUGAGAAGCUUCUUGAUGGCCUGAAGGAAGUGGUUGUCGUGCCUCGGCUGGCUGAUCCCGCGGGGAAUGGCUCCUACCGUGUGCUCAUUAGUACGCCUCUGCCAGAGAGCACUGUUGCUGGCUAUCUGACCGACCUGGCCCUCCGAGUCGCGCCUCAUGGUGUCAAAGUAGGAAGCUACCCGCGCUGGGGCAAGAAACGGAAUACUGUGACGCUCGUUGGCAGCGACAAGGACUAUAUCGACUCAAUUGUCGCGGAUGUAGCGCAGAACGUCCAAGGCAGGCGAGUGGCGACAGAGGACGAGGACGAUCCUCCAUCUGAUACCGAGGCUAAGCAAUAG